Messenger RNA from Myxozyma melibiosi, 4898 nucleotides. RefSeq lists its product as uncharacterized. The transcript has 4 exons. The record is from RefSeq and is a predicted model, not a curated record. Bases 240 to 4502 code for a protein of 1420 amino acids. Lineage: Eukaryota; Fungi; Ascomycota; Lipomycetes; Lipomycetales; Lipomycetaceae. Gene Ontology annotation, cellular component: cytoplasm. Gene Ontology annotation, molecular function: protein binding.
GGGCGAAGUAGAGAGAGCAAAAAAACAAAAGUAGACCUGUCCUCAGAGCUCAUAACUAUCAGAACCCGCAUCUCUCUCUGCCAGCCCGCUCAAGGUCGUCAUCUCUUCUUUCUAGCCGCUCAGACCACUUGGCAAGUUUUGGCUCUGUUCUGUCCGUCCGUUUCGUAGUUUCACAAUAACUGCACGCGGCGGAUCGGAACCAAGCUGCGAACCACGACAGAACUCGAGCGAAACAAACGAUGUCUAUUUCUCCAGUCAUUCUGCCAUUCACGCACUGGCCGGUUGCCUACAACGAUGCAUUCGAUCCCGUGCCGGAGGAUAUCCCGACCGACGCGUCCAAAUCGCGAAACGAGCAUCUCGCGGCCCUAGCUCAUCUCCCCUCCGACACCGUUCUCACCUGCGCGACCGUCUUCUCGCGCGGUGUCGUUCUCGGGCUUGCCAAUGGUGCUAUAGAGGUACUUCAAUGGGAUAACUUUCCUACGCACAGUGGAUCCGAGGAUCUAAAAGAUCGGGAUUUGAAGGUUGUUUCGCUGUCUCCUUUGUCGACUACGGCGGGCCAUAGACAGUCUCCGGUGGUUGCCAUGCGAAGGAUUACAGCAAAGGAUACCGAAGGUCGCUCGGAACUACUGAUAAGUGCUGCAGAUAACGGUGAGAUCCUUAAACACUCUUUGCCCUCAGGUCGAGUCCUAGCUUCAACAACUGUUCCAUUUCGACCCAACGGAAUAAUACCGAUUGAUAUGUACCUCCUCGUCUACGGCAGAUCUACAGAAAUGCGACUACUUCAUCAGGGUACCCUCGAAUCGCAUGUAAUCAUGGACGGUGUUCUCGAAAACUGGCCGAUUCCACUACCGCUAUUCGCCGAGCGAAUGGUAACUCUGAACGCAUCCGGAGACGGCAUAUACUGGAAGAUCUGGCCUGACGAAGCACGCGUCGAGCAAAUCACAAAAAGCGGAGCGCCGAUUGGCCUGUUCAAUCAUGCCAAAAAUCACUACAUGUUAAAUUCGGCUCAGAUAAAGCAGAAAAAGUCAAUGUCGCUUCCGAAAAAUAUGUCGCAUAUCUUGGGUCGGGAUACGAUUGCUGUUUCUCUAGGGAACUCUGAAUACGGAGAUAUUAUAGAUGUUCUCACUGUCGGUGAUACUCUAUGGCUUAUCGUUCAGACUGAUGGUUGGUGUCUAUAUAUGUGGGAAGAAGACAGAUUCGAUCUCGUCAAGCAAGAAUCGUUCCCUGGAAUCAGUGGAGCAUCGACCAGCGAUGCGGUAGAUGACCAUCAUCGUAACUGGUUUGGGAUCUGGAAUCACGAAGGCGCGAUCGUAUUCGCUGUCGUCAGUCGCAUUUCGGGAAAGACGGUUUGUACCGUGAACAACAUGCCCGCGAGCAAAAAGCCGAACCACGUCAAUAGUUUAUUCAUGGUGUUUUCGUAUACAACGAUGCAUUUGAGAAACAGAUCGAUGCUACUGACUCCUUGGGUAACGGAGCCUUUGGACGUUGUCGUUGAGUUUUUCUUCUCAGAAGGAGAAAUUCGCUACAGACUGGGCGACUUGAGAACGUUCACAUGGGAAGAUGAUUUCUACCCCGUACAUCGACAGAAUCAUUUCUUUACUCGUCAAAAGCCUUUCAAGUCGUUUGCGCCCCCUACGCCGAUGAUCGAGAAGACAAAGAUGAACUUUGAUGUCGUCUCCUCGUCUCCGGGAAGCCCCGCAAAGUCUCUUCUUACUGCUGAAAUAUCAAACAGUCCGCUUGAGAAUAAUAAGGCCUCUGGUCCUUGUACCAGCGGUGUGGUUUUUUCCGGGAUGCUUGUUUUUGGCUGUGGCGCGUUUGUCAACUUUUACAGUCUUCCGCGGUAUCUGCUUGCGUUCGAGUCACCUGAGCGGACGAUCCAACUACCAGAGAGCGGGAAAGUUACGCAUCUGUCGUCCAUGAAGACUCCGGAUAAUGUCGAAUAUCUUCUAAUUGGAACUAAUGGAGGUGUGCUGUAUCUGCUUGAUGCAAAGACUUGGAAGCUCUCUCCUCGUAUAGCGCUUUCGGGAUCACCGGUGCUGUAUUCAAUGUCUCUUCCCGCAAAAUCAAAUCUCUUGAUCCGUGGUCUGGCCGUCAUAGCAUCCAGAGAUGGCACCGUCUGUUUAGUCAACCUGAAGAAGGGUCGGAGAGUGUUCACAAUCCCCGGUCAUUUCGCACAGAUUCGUUUACUUGCGACGCCGAAGGACUCAAAUAUCUUGAUUGUCCUGUACGAGGACUAUUUCGGCAGAGUUUGUAACCUCCGCAACGGCAAGAUUGAGAAUCAGACUGAGAUUGUGAUUGAGAAUGAAGACGAAUGGGAGGUUUCGCACGUCAAGCUGCGGCCUACUAUUCCGGAAAACACAAUGCUCUAUACCGAUGCGCGAUAUACAAUCAACGGAUCAUCGACCGUUUUUGUCAAUGUCUACAUCGUGCUGGAUGAGAUUAGAAAAUCAAUCUCGUCGUCUGCGGAUUCGCUGGCUUCAGAUUCUCCGUGUCUUAUAGUCGCAAAGUCCAUUCUUUCAACACUUUAUCCGUUUCACAUUUUUGAAAAGGUGGAGGUUGACGGGCACCUGUCAUCGGCGCAGACCGAACCAGAUUCGAUGACGAAGCUGGUGGAGCUACUUUUCUUACGCAAGUUCUCUUCCAUAAAGAGUGUUGAAGGGGAGGAUCCUAUGGCUGCGUUGUAUUCGGUGCCGGCAAAGCUUGGCUCUAGAGGAAUCUCGAAUACCCUGACUGUAUUCCACGCGCAUCAAAACUUGCUGCAAACCAGCGGCGAAAUAACGUCGAUGGUUUAUCUUGUUUCCGUUGUUCUUGCGAGAGCUCUUCUUGAGGCCCAAUUACUGUCUGAUUCGGUCACGGCUGAAGAUGCAGAGAAAGUGAAAAUCCAGAUUGAGAUUUACAUUGUUCGCUUUGUGGAAGUCAUAUUUUCUGUAUCAGAGGAAAUCGAGGGGCUGCAAUACAAACGUCCAUGGCUCCGAGGUUUUGCGCGAUUCUGGAACUCUGACCAUGCUGACUUCAGACUCGCUGCGCGAACGUGUCUACAAGCACGUAUCAAGCAGCUGAUAGCAAGGCCCAAAGAACUCUCGCUCACGAUUUCUCGUUGGAGGGUUUUGCUACCGGGUGUGAUUACUCCGAAGCGGCGCAGCAGUACUUUCAACGCUCUUCGAAGGAUGAGCACCGGCGGUGGGAGCCCUGUCGAGGAUAGACGGAUGAGUCUCGAGCGUGUGACGACUGCCGACGCACCGGAUCUUGCUGGUAUCGAUGAAGUGAUUGACGAUUCGCCAGAGUCGAUGAGCGUGCUGAGCGGGUUCAAGGGAUUAGACGACGACUGUAUCGAUGCGGUCAGCGAGUCGUCUGUGCUCGCAGUCAUUAUUCUAGGAAAUCUGGCGUCUGAGUUUUCGGCGCGUGUGACGCACGUUGCGCACCGAGAGAUUGUGACUGCUAUUGAGUUCUUUUUGUUCAAGAGCGACGCGGCGUCGAGUAAUCCUCGAGAAGAUAGUCUGAAGACCAAAGAGCUGCAGAAUAUCUCGAUAGAGCUCGUGGGUAAAGGGUGGACUAUCUGGGGCGAUGACCAGUUCUUUUCUAGUGACUCUGUGAUUGGUCGUUUGAUCGAUUUCAUGGGUGCAGAUACUACGCCUAUAACGCAAUCAAAGAAAGCUGCUGCUACUUCGAAUGGUGACUCUGCAGAAACAGAUGAAUCAGAGCCGACGCUUACGGACGCGGACGCUCUGCGACAUGACCUGCUCAUCGAGACGAUCUGUAAGAUCGCGCAUCACUCUAUCAAUCGCGUGAUUGAGAUCUGCGCCGAGACGAUCGCGAAGAGUCCUAAUCCGCAGUCGCGCAUCGGCGCCGUGCGCAUGAUCUUCUACAUUGCCAAACGACAUCCGGAUCUGCUUGUCAACAGACUAUUCCCCGUCGUUGACGCGACUAUCGCAUCUCUUGAUCCAGCUUCUACAGGAGUGCGUAACAAGGUCGUCAAUAGUAUCACCGCGCUGUUCAACCUGUUUGUCAACACGUACCCCGUCAUCUCUUCGCAUCGUGCUCAGCAGCGUCUAGCCCUCUCUCUUCUUCCAGACAUUGUCGUCGUCUACGAUCUGCGCACAGGUGUCCAGAUGGCAAGCUUAGAAGGCGCAAAGAACCAGCUUCUCGAGAUCCAGUUCUCCCCCGAAGGCCGCCACGUCGUCGGCAUCGACCGCGUCACGCACGAGGUGUAUGUCUGGAAACUGGGCCACUCGUUCUUGAGUAUGAUCCAGAGUAUCGGCGGCGGUGGACCGGCGAGUAUCGGAUCGGGGCAUUAUUCGGCUUAUUAUAACGGCGCGGUUGCUGAUGCGGCUGGAAUGGAUCUCGUGUUUCCGAGGUUUGUCGGCAAGUUGAAGCACUCACAUUUUGAACUGUCGGACAUGAAGAAGGAAAACUCGCAUGUCUCAAUCACCUUCAAACAAGAGAAGGUAAUCGAAGUCGUGGUCAACGGCAAACCCCAGGUUUUCGACUUCAUCCACACUUGAGAAUAUCCCAAUUUUUUCUUUACAAGCUUAUAGAUUUCUUGUUUUUCUUUUUGUAUCUGUUUCCGCAGUUGUGCGUUCCUUUGGUUUUUUCAAUGGUUUGAAAGGCGGUUCUGGGUGGGGGGAAGGGGAUGGUGGGUUAUAUUUCCAUUCACACAAAGAACAGUACAUAUCUCCACUCGUUAUCCCGAAUGAGUGAACUGUGAAAAAAUGAAGUGACUGUCUUGAAGCGUGUAUGUUUUUGUCGCACAUAGCAUUUUGUUUUCGGCUGCAUCUUGGUUUUCCGUAUUGUAUGGUUAUUUGAAUGAAUUGAUUGUUUUAUAGUCUAUAGCGUAGUUCGGGGUGGUUUAAACUGUAGACGAGCAUGAUAUCAUGCAAGAUAUUUCGGCACAGCUCCUG